CCCAUAAUAGACUCGCAAAACGCGCCCAAAGAGACCAAAAAGUUUGCGUUCGUCUCCCUGUCCCGGGAGGACAUCCCACGGCCCGCCACUACACUACUGCCCGCCGACAGUAUCAUACGGUGCGGCGCCGACACAACGUCGCCGUUCAAUGGCGAGGAGGCGCCCCACACAUCCCUGUCCACCAUCACCACCACCGGCGGCAACGCUAACGCCGUGAACACCAACACCGGUAGCGCCACAACCGCCAACCCUCUGGUCACGAGUAGUAGCAGUAGUGAGGCGGCGGCGUCCGGUGGCGUGUCGUUCACGGCUGCUAUGGCACCGGGAGGUAGCGUUAGUACCGGCGCCGGUAGUUCAGUGGACAGCUGUGACGACAGUAACAGUCAGUCGGCGUUCGUUUUUGGCCAGAAUUUGGCCGAAAGGGCUGUUUUCGUGCAGAACUCGGCCCAAAAGCACGGGGCCGACCCUCGCGACGAGACUACCGGUGCCGUCAAACGCGUUAAGACGGCCGCUGACGGCGUGGCCGCACCGGGCGAUGACUUAAACGGCGAUGUGGACGGAGCUACAGGCGCUGCCUCGACGUCGUCGGCAACCGAUGGUGUGUUGGACUUGUCUUCCAGUGGCGGCGCCGGUAGUAGUGAGCCCUCGGAGUCCGAUAGGAAUAGCGCCGAAAAUAAGCGCAAAUACGAAGUGAAAGUGAUUACCGGAGAGGAAGGGUUAGGACAGGCACUGAUAGCACCGGCAGAUGAGCAACACGUGCUGUCAAUGCACUGUCGGCUAUACGCGUGGGAAACGGACACCUGGAGGGAGAGGGGACGGGGAUGUCUGCGCCUAAACGACGUGAUUAAGGACGAGAAGCUGUGCUCAAGAAUUGUGAUGCGGACGUCCGGCGCCCUACGUGUGAUACUGAACGCACACCUGGUGUCGGGUAUGCGGUUCGACAUGUCUAACGAACAGUGCCUUCGGUUCACUAACGUGGACGGCAUAUACCUCAUCAAAGGCGCCCCCAAAGACAUCGACCAACUAAACAGUGCCGUCGACUACCGGUUGCGAGAGAUAUUGAAACGUUGCGCCAAAUCGGAGGCCGACUACCCGUCCGGUGCUGUAGGCGCUGGCGAUGAUGACGACGACCAGCACCGGGACAAACACCGGCGGUUAGGCGGCGACAGCCCCUCCAGCCUAUCGCCCCCACCGUCGAAGGGGUCGCCACCUGUGGGUGGACUCGAGAGCACUCAACCCAUGGUAGACGACUCCAACGAUAGCUAAAAACUACUGUUCCCUUCGCCACCACCGCUUCCCUCCCCGUAGCCAUCGAUUCAUUUAUAUACUUCAUUGUCAGUACGACUUCCCGCCCCCUGCUCUCCCUCCCAACUCCUCUAUAAAUUCAUAAAUGCAUUGAAUAAGUAAUAAAUAAAUUGUUUUUUAUUUGAAAUAAAA
Oppiella nova is the source of this 1437-nucleotide messenger RNA. NCBI's taxonomy places the organism in Eukaryota, Metazoa, Arthropoda, Arachnida, Sarcoptiformes, Oppiidae. The record is from the annotation of a GenBank genome assembly.